ACCCCUUCUUUCAAUCCAUCCUUGGUUUUCUUUUGAGUUUCCUUAUUAAACCUUCAUAUUCGAAAUGGGUUUUCUGGGAAGAGCCGCCUUUAACUUGUUGCAUGCAGCAAUCGGAUUUGCCACUGUUCUUCUCUAUCCACUGUAUGAAACGAAGAGGGCAAUAGAGAAAGCUUCAUUGCGAGAUCAGCAGCAGCAAUGGCUCACAUAUUGGCUUUUGCUUUCUUUUCUGACCAUGAUCGAACUUUAUUUUUCCACCAUCAUAUCGUGGAUUCCGAUUUGGGCUUACAUAAAGAUGGUGGUUUGCUUGUGGCUGAUGCUGCCUAGUUUCAAGGGUGCAGCUUAUGUUUAUGAGAAUAUCGCGAUGAAGUUCAUGACGAUCGAACGCGAGGAGAAACCAGAAUCCGAUCUCGUGAAGGAGAAGGAAGACAGGGAAGACAAAGAAGAGGAGAAGGAAAAGAAAAAGAAAAAGGAGGAGGAGGAAGAAGGUGAUGAGGAGGACGAGCAGAAGAAAAUCUUUCGUGCAUGGAAGUUGGUGGAUGAUUACAUUGAAAAGAAGGGAGCUGAUUCUCUAGAACAGAUUGUCAAAAUUGGUUUAGGCAACUAACACAAACUACCACAAGGAAAUAUGAAGAGGAGCAUGAAUACUAAGAAGCAUGCCAAUGUAUAUGCAUCAUGAUACUCGUACAACUGUUCAAAAUAUUUCUUUUAUAAUGCUUUGUAACAUAUGUUUCCUAAUUACAUGAUCGUAAGAAAUAAAUAUCCAAACAUUAACCCCUUCCCC
Molecule: messenger RNA, 781 nt
Organism: Cucurbita maxima (winter squash)
Lineage: Eukaryota; Viridiplantae; Streptophyta; Magnoliopsida; Cucurbitales; Cucurbitaceae
Product: HVA22-like protein e
Exons: 5
Coding region: 65-604 (179 amino acids)
Source: RefSeq, a predicted model, not a curated record